Molecule: messenger RNA, 910 nt
Organism: Solanum dulcamara
Lineage: Eukaryota; Viridiplantae; Streptophyta; Magnoliopsida; Solanales; Solanaceae
Exons: 1
Coding region: 183-641 (152 amino acids)
Source: RefSeq, a predicted model, not a curated record
UAACUAAUUAUCUCAUAAAAAUAAGGUGUAGGAGCAACAAUUUAGAAGUUUUGAGGACCAAAGUGCUUAUAGAAAUCAAUUAAAGAGGUCAAAUCAUAAUUUUAGCUUUAAAAAAAAAAAACCUUUGUUGUUUGAUUCCUCUCCAUUUUCCAUCACCUCAAAUCAAUCUUUGCUACAUUUUCAUGGCAAUAUUAAUGUACAUAUCCCCCUCAUAUUCACCACCAAUCCUUCAAAACCCAUCAAUCACCAAAACCCAUUUUCCCUUUUCCCCAAUUCACAACCCCAAAUCAAAAAUUUGCCCUAAAAGAAAACAGUUUCUUGUUUUUGCAGCAGAAAAUGGGGGCAAUAAUACUGAAGAAAAUCAAGAAAAUGGGUUGAAGAACAAUGGUUCUAGCAACGGAAAUGGAAGUAAUAAUGGUGAUGGUGGAGGAAAGCCCAGAUUGAAUUUAAGAUGGAUGGAUCUUUUGUUGGAUCCGGACCCGGAUAAUAUUGUGGCAGUUGGGUUAACGGGUCUGUUGACAUGGGCUAGUGUAAGUAUAUUGUGGCAGUUGUUUGUGAUUGCACUGGCUAUUCUUCUUGCUGCUCUUAAGUACUCUUUUGUUGCUGCUCUUCUCAUUUUCAUACUCAUUACUCUGCUUUAGCUAUUUUUGGGUAAUUCCCAUUUUUGUGCACUAAAAUUUUAGUGUAAAGUUAGUAUUUUUAUUUUGUUUAGCUUGAACUCUCAGAAGUGAAUUGAAACUUGGUUAUAUGCUAAAGUUCCUUCUUUUAUCAUCCUCUUGUUUUUGUGUUUGUUAUUUUUAUCUUUUUUGGACUGCUUUGGACUGUUUUUCUUUGAGUCUGAGGUGUAUUGGAAACAAGGUCUGCCUACACUCUAUCCGUGCCAGACAGACAUCACUUUGUGGGACUACAA